UUGAACUCAAAAAACAACCUUUUCCAGAUAACCUUUAAUGAUCUGUAAUUUUGAAAAUGUGUUUUUAACUAGCUUUAUCAAAUAAUCGAACUAUAUAUCUGUAUUGUUUAAAUUCGGCGACCGCAUCUUAGUUUUGUUUUAGUUAGGUAGCAUUUUAAUUUCAAAAUGUUUAAGUCUCCAGUUUUAGGAAAAGCAAUAGGUUUAAAAAUUUACAAAGGAUCUUUAACAUCACAAAAUUUAACAAAGGUUACUAUAUGUUGUUUUUCAACUAAAAGCCCCAACCGGAGAAAAAUAUUUUCUAUAGAUGAAGCAGUUAAAGAUAUAAAAAGUGGAUCAAAAUUAUUAGUUGGUGGUUUUGGACUUUGUGGUAUUCCUGAGAACCUUAUUUCUGCCUUACUAAAACAUGAAGCCAAAGAUUUUACAGUUGUGUCAAAUAAUGCUGGAGUGGAUAAAUUUGGAUUAGGACUCUUAUUAAAACAAAAAAAGAUCAAAAGAAUGAUAUCCUCAUAUGUGGGAGAAAAUGCUGAAUUUGAAAGACAGUUUUUAAGAGGUGAAUUGGAAGUAGAAUUGACUCCACAGGGAACUUUAGCAGAAAGGAUAAGGGCAGGGGGCGCAGGUAUUCCAGCAUUUUUUACCCCCACUGGAUAUGGAACUCUUGUACAUGAAGGUGGAGCCCCUAUUAAAUAUGGCAAAGAGGGCAAAAUUGAAAUAGCUAGCAAACCAAGAGAAUCUCAAACAUUUGAUGGCAGGUCUUACAUUCUGGAGGAAGCUAUCACUGGAGACUUUGCACUAAUUAAAGCAUGGAAGGCAGAUCCUGCUGGGAAUCUCUUAUUCAGGAAAACUGCUAGGAAUUUUAACCCUACAAUGGCAAAAGCAGCUAAAACGACAAUAGUAGAAGUUGAAGAAAUAGUUGAAUUAGGUGAAAUUAAACCUGACGAUGUCCAUCUACCUGGUAUAUUUGUCGAUAGAGUUAUUUUAGGAGAAAAAUACGAAAAAAGAAUAGAAAAAUAUACUGUGCGCAAAACGGAAAGCAGCACAGAUUCUGUCAUAAAGAAGAAUCCCGCCGCCAUCAAUAGGGAAAGAAUAGCCAGGAGGGCUGCUCUUGAAUUCAAAAAUGGAAUGUAUGUUAAUCUAGGAAUUGGUAUGCCAAUGUUGACCUCUAAUUACAUACCAGAAAACGUAGAAGUAUAUUUGCAAUCAGAAAAUGGAGUUCUAGGUCUCGGUUCUUUCCCAGAUUCAUGUGAUGUGGAUCCAGAUCUCAUAAAUGCUGGAAAAGAAACUAUUACCGUAAUACCUGGUGCUUCAUUCUUUAGCAGUGAUCUAAGCUUUACUAUGAUUAGAGGGGGUCAUAUUGACUUAACUAUUUUAGGUGCUAUGGAAGUUUCACAAUAUGGAGACUUAGCAAAUUGGAUGAUUCCUGGAAAAUUGGUGAAAGGUAUGGGCGGUGCAAUGGAUCUGGUCUCAGCGCCUGGAACGAAAGUCGUAGUAUGUAUGGAACAUUCAGCCAAAGAUGGCGGUCAUAAAAUAUUAGAAAAUUGUACUCUUCCCAUAACCGGCAAAAAUGUAGUGGAUAUGAUAAUCACAGAAAAAGCAGUAUUUACAAUAGAUCCGGAAGCUGGACUGAAACUUAUUGAAGUUGCUGAGGGUGUAGGUGUAGAGGAUAUUCUCGCCUCAACUGGUUGCACCUUUGAAGUAGCAGAAGAAUUAAAACCAAUGGGACAAGUGGCUGUUAACUAGUUUUAUUUAGGAUAAGAUUGUUUAAUACCGUUUAUUUUAUAAGUGUAACUAUUAUCUCUUUUAUUAUUAUCAUAUUUCAUAAUGUAAAUUAUCAAAUUUUCUUAAAUCGUUAAUGUCAUUUUAAAUAUAUACAACUUGUUUAAAGAA
Diabrotica balteata is the source of this 1884-nucleotide messenger RNA. Lineage: Eukaryota; Metazoa; Arthropoda; Insecta; Coleoptera; Chrysomelidae. The record is from the annotation of a GenBank genome assembly.